This is a messenger RNA of Vespula pensylvanica (western yellowjacket), 2387 nucleotides long. RefSeq names its product aldehyde dehydrogenase, dimeric NADP-preferring (gene Aldh-III). Lineage: Eukaryota; Metazoa; Arthropoda; Insecta; Hymenoptera; Vespidae. Gene Ontology annotation, molecular function: aldehyde dehydrogenase (NAD+) activity. Gene Ontology annotation, cellular component: cytoplasm. Bases 235 to 1908 code for a protein of 557 amino acids. The record is from RefSeq and is a predicted model, not a curated record. Gene Ontology annotation, biological process: aldehyde metabolic process. The transcript is spliced from 13 exons.
GAGCGCGCGAAUGUUGAAAACAGUGCUUUUGGGAACGAGGAGAACUCCUUCGUUUGCAAGCGUGCACACGCGUGUUCUACGAACCUGUUUCACGUUAGUGUCGAGCGACCGGUAACACGCCGCGUGCUCGCAGUUCAACUCUCCGCUGCUUCUAAAUCGAGCUCGUUAGAGACAGAGAGAACGCUUGUUUUGGAAAUUAUACAAGAACAAGGUCACGAGAAGGAUAUUUUCAAAAUGGAGGAGGUGGUCGUCUUAAAUAUACCGAAUCAAAUCGAUCAGGAAUCGAAGAAAGUAAACAUUACGUCAGCUUUAUCAUCUGACGAAGAUGUUUGUCGCAUUGACCUUCAAACAGCUGUAAUCGAGAUUUCGGAUUCACCGCAAGUUAAUGGUAAAACAAUGGCAGUGAAUUAUGCAGAUAUUGUACAAAGUACACGAGAUACGUUUUUUAGUGGAAAGACAAGACCAUUAGAAUGGAGGAUAAAGCAAUUAAAACAAAUGCUUCGAAUGUUGGAAGAAUGUACACCUGAAAUUAUAUCGGCGUUAGCAUCAGAUUUAAGACGGAGUAAAUUUGAAUCUAUGAUUUUAGAGAUUGAUUAUACAAAACAAGAAAUUAAGCAUAUGCUUUAUAAUAUUAAGGAGUUUUCUGCUCCAGAAAAGCCUUCUAAAGCAAUAGUUAAUAUUCUUGAUGGUGUUGAAAUACGUAAAGAUCCUUAUGGCGUUGUGCUUGUCAUUGGAGCAUGGAAUUAUCCAUUACAAUUAACUAUGGCACCUAUGAUUGGUGCUAUAGCAGCUGGGAAUUGUGUUAUUCUUAAACCUUCUGAAAUUGCACAAGCUACUGCUAAUCUUUUGGCAGAAAUAAUUCCAAAAUAUUUAGAUACAGAGAGUUACCAUGUUAUAAUAGGAGGCAUAUCAGAAACGACUGAACUACUUAAGCAGAGAUUUGAUUAUAUAUUUUAUACUGGCUCUACUAAUGUCGGUAAAAUCGUUCGUGAAGCCGCUAACAAAUUCUUGACGCCUGUAACUUUAGAAUUGGGUGGUAAAAGUCCUGUGUAUAUAGAUAGUACGGCAAACAUACAAAUAGCUGCAAAGAGAAUAUUGUGGGGCAAAUACAUAAAUGCUGGGCAAACUUGUAUUGCACCUGAUUAUAUAUUGUGUUCUACAGAAGUUCAAAAUAAAUUCGUGGCUGAAGCAAAAAAGAUCUUAAAAGAGUGGUAUGGAGAAAAUCCUAAAGAAAGUCCUGAUUUUUGUCGUAUUAUUAAUGAAAAUCAUUUUCACCGUAUAAAGAAUUAUCUAUUAGACAGUGAAAAAAUAGCAGUAGGCGGUGACUGUGAUUCUAUAGAAAAGUAUAUUUCUCCAACAAUACUUAUUGAUGUAAAGCCUACUGAUAAAAUUAUGCAAGAUGAAAUUUUUGGACCAAUAUUGCCCAUUGUUAAUGUUGAUAAUGCUUAUGAAGCUAUUCGUUUUAUUAAUAGCCGUGAAAUCCCACUUGUACUAUACAUCUUUUCCAAGGACAAAGGAGUACGAAAUUUAAUAAUAAAUCAAACUCGUAGUGGAUCAGUAUGUGUCAACGAUACAAUAUUGCAAUAUUCUGUGGAAACAUUACCAUUUGGAGGAGUUGGUAAUUCGGGCAUGGGUGCAUAUCAUGGAAAGUAUACUUACGAUACUUUCGUGCAUAAAAAAGGAUGUCUUAUUAAAGAUUUCAACAUUAUAGGAGAGAAGUUGGCAGCAUGUCGCUAUCCACCUUAUAAUGAUACAAAAUUAAGUAUGCUGAUAUCGUUGGUGGCAAAGAGGCCUGAUGUACCAGGAGUAAAGUACAUUCCUUAUUUGAUAUUAUUUGGACUAGGUGUAGUUGCUACUAUUGGUUUCAAAGCUGCUAUGAAGGAUUUCUCUCAAGAAGACCAGUUGUAAUUGCAUCUUUAUGGUAUCUACAGAAUCAAGAUCCUCGUACUAACUGGAUACUGACGUAUACUUUAAUUGCAAACUUGUUUCAUUUAAUGUUAUAUAUAUAUAUAAAUUUAAUGUUAUAUAUAUAUAUAUAUAUAAAUAUUAAGUACACACUGCAAAUAUUUACGUGAAGUAAGCAGUUUUGUAUUUGUACACAUUUAUUAUCAGGCUGUGCAGAUAUAUUUUUCUUUUUGUAUGUUCUGUUUGAACGUAAUGUGCCUUGUUAAUAAUUGUAGAAGAUUAAUAUAUCGAAGUUUAUUAAGAAAACCGUAGGGAUAUUAAAUAAUGGAAUUGUUGAUAUGGGCCACAAGUAAAUAUAAUAUAUAUAUAGUAUCGCGUUCAAUCAUAAUUAACACAAAGUAUUUGUUUAAAGAAAAAAUGUUAAUAUUUUAUAUUGUUGGUGUAGAUGGAAAUAGGUGAUAUUAUAUGUUAAAAGGACGGUA